UUGGAUUGUAUGGACACAGGGAGAUUCAAGAAUGUCCAGUCGUUGAAAAUGACAAGUAUGUGUUAUGUACAUGGAAGUAAAUGGGUAGUGUCUGCUAUUUUUAAGUCACUCUCUCACACAUAUUGAAUCCACAAAAUGUGUAUUAGGAGAAACUACUGGGCUUAUGAAUGCAAAUAUGCACAUGUUGUACACAAGUGCAUUGUGGCAAUUGCAAAAUACCUUGACUUGUCUAGAACUUUUCUUUGCUUCGUGCAACACAGAGAUUUCGUUAUCGAGUUUACUAUUUUAUUGCCCAAAUAUCGAAAAGCUGGUGUUCAGCGCAAGGUCAGCAACACUUGCAUCUCUCAUCGGCGAUCUUGAACUUAUGGGAGGGUCACACCGUGCGCUUGUCGACUUGGAUUUGGACACAGGGAUAGCUACUGGUGAAGCACUUGAAGCGAUUCUGAAACGAUGCCCUAAACUACGCCGACUAUCAGUAUUCGGGUGCGAACCAAGUGUCCUUGACGUGAUCCAUGAAGGACGAUGCUGCCCGGACCUGGUGAUCUUUGGUUAUAGCCCAAGUUUUGAAAUUGUGCAACUUAAUGAAUUGGAAGACGAGAGUGUCGGACCCGGAUUACGAGCCCUUUAUACUCCUAAUGGUGGUACUGGUGCGCCCGCUGACAAACUUUUGCCGCUGCUGAAGAAGCAUGCAAAGACGUUGCAAAGAGUUUAUGCAAAUAUGGAGGAGGAAAGCCAGGACUACGAUAACAACCCGUCACUCUUUGAAGAGCCCUUAGGGUUCGAACGACUAAUGAAAUUGACCUACUGGCCCGAGGAACACAUUGAAACGCUCUUCUUACGAUCCCUUGGAAGCAGCCUUGGUUCCGUCACGUUUUUCAGCCCAACAUGCUCGUCUAAUAUACCAGCAUUUACUGAUGUCAUGUUAAAGCUGACCAGUCUACAGGACAUGGAAAUUGCUCGUGCUUCAUCAGAGGAGGGUGAAGACCAUGCUGCCAGUCAGCUAGUGCAAAUGUGCAAGACGUACGCUGCGCUUCCAGAGUCUCAACAAACGAUGCGGAUGCUUCGGUUUUGGUACUGUAGCUGCUUAAAUGACGACGUGCUAAGUGCCAUGACUGAGCUGAAGACGCUUACAACAAUCGAGCUUGCUGGUGAGUCCCGUGUUACAACACAAGGACUUGUUCGCUUUUUCAAGAGGAUGAAUAAGGCUGCCACUGUGAAAAAGGUGUGCUUACAGGAUAUCGAUGCCGUGGACGACUGCGUCCUCAAUGCAAUCGCAAGUAUGAGCCACCUGGAGACGCUCGAGAUGGACGAUAUGUCAACAGUCACAGAUAUUGGUCUUCAGGAUGUAAUAGAUAGUGUAAAGACGCUACGAAACUUGAAAUUAGAGGGAUGUGACACUUUUUCUGAAGAAGCACUCUUAUAUGCAAGAAGCAAGAUAAAACAUUUUGAAAAAUGUUAAAAAAAAGAAUAUCUAGUCUGGAUGGUACAUUUG
Molecule: messenger RNA, 1492 nt
Organism: Zychaea mexicana
Lineage: Eukaryota; Fungi; Mucoromycota; Mucoromycetes; Mucorales; Lichtheimiaceae
Exons: 1
Coding region: 164-1459 (431 amino acids)
Biological process (GO): SCF-dependent proteasomal ubiquitin-dependent protein catabolic process
Cellular component (GO): SCF ubiquitin ligase complex
Source: RefSeq, a predicted model, not a curated record